Molecule: messenger RNA, 375 nt
Organism: Truncatella angustata
Lineage: Eukaryota; Fungi; Ascomycota; Sordariomycetes; Amphisphaeriales; Sporocadaceae
Exons: 2
Coding region: 1-375 (124 amino acids)
Source: RefSeq, a predicted model, not a curated record
AUGUAUCAGGGUCUGGGAACCCGGUGUAUAUGCAAUCAACGCCGUUCCAGAAGAGGUCACAGCCGUGAUGCGCUCCUCAAUUCUGCUGUCGAUGACAUAUUGGCCCUCUGCACCUGUGAUGCUAUCAGCGGCGGCAAAACUGGCAAGCCCUUGGAGACUCUAAAACUACACACGACUGGUGGUAUCAGCUUUGGUGUUAAUGAUUACCAAAACGACCUCAUGGACGUAGUGCAACAAUUGAGUCGAUCGUUUCUGCUUGAACAGAAUCCCCAAGAUGAUCAUGAUAGAACCAUCUUGCGAGAAUUGGGCCAGCGUGUCAGGGAGGCGAGAAAUGAACUCGAUUGCCAAAGCACAAAAGAGUUCAAAGUCAAAUAA